AAAUUCGAGCAUGCGAUUUUUUCGCGGUGAUAUUGCUUAUGCAUUUGUGGACCGCCCAAGAACUCAAUCUGGUCCAAAAUACCUUACGAGCAUCUCCAACUUCAUUUCUUCGGACGACAAAUGCUUAGCUACCGACUCUUCUUUUCCCCCAAAUAAGGCAAAAGUUUUCAGUCACUCUCUGUCGGCACCGGAUGUCUGCUAAAGUUCUCCGUCUGGGCGACUUCCUUAAGGUACGAUAUUGUUUUCCUUUCCUUGCCCACUCACAGACUUUUUCCCUUCUCAGUGUCAUUUACAUCCCUAAAACCCUAAACCUUCUUUUCAUUCAACCACAUUCUUAUUCCUCUCAAUCUUCCAAUUCUAAAUACUCUGAUUAUUUACAUCAGUUUUCUCCUUUUAAUUUUCCCAACUAUGAUUAUUUGGGCUCUUUGAAUUCGAAUGAGCGUCGAUUAGUAGUCGUCGGAUUAUCUAAACUAAUCAAACAACAGCAAGGAUACAUUUUGAAGGGAUUUUACCGCAACUUUUGCCCCUAUUUGUUAGUGAAGAUCAUGACACUAUUAAAAUCCCGUAAAUCUGCAUGUGCAUUUUUCAAAUUCGCAUUUCAAAAUGACUCCGAUACUACUGUUAAGUCAUGUUGCCUCGCCGCACAUCUCUUGGCUGCCGAGAAUCUUCAGCUCCUCGCACAAGAUGUUAUCUCCUGGAUUAUUUUGAGAAUCGGGGCCAGCAGGAGUAGAGAGUUGGUGGAGUUUAUGUGGGCUAAUCACCAUGAAUAUGAGUCGGAUUUCUCACUCCUCUAUACCCUUAUGUGGGGUUUUUUGCAUUCGCAGAUGGUUUAUGAGGCACUAGAGAUUUUGGAUAGGAUGAGGGAGGUCGGCGUGACGCCAAGUUCGUCAGCAAUGACAAUUCUUUUCAGGUUGUUGCUUAGAGUGGGUGAUUAUGGUAGUGUUUGGAAGCUUUUGAGGGGCAUGAUUCGUGAAGGUCCUCGCCCUUGUAAUUUUAAUUUCAACGUAAUUAUUCUUUGUUUUUGUCAAAAAGGAUAUGUGAGGAUUGGUGAGAGUUUGUUAUAUGUUAUGCAAAAGUUUAGUUGUCAACCAGAUGUUUAUACAUACAACAUUUUGAUCAGUGGGUACUGUACGAGGGGAAGGACUUCAGAUGCUCUUGGCGUGGUGCAUUUGAUGAUUAAGAAUGGUUGCAAACCUAGCUUAGUUACAUUCAACAUAGUCAUAAAUGCAUUUUCCAAGCAGGGAAAUAUGGAGGAAGCAAGAAAGAUUUUUGAAGGGAUCCAAGAGGUGGGUCUUUCUCCAAAUGUUGAAAUGUAUAACACUUUAAUGAAUGGAUACUUUAAGGCAAGUGAUGUUGACCAAGUAAACAUCCUCUACGAAGAAAUGAGGAACAGGGGUUUAGCUCCUGAUGGCUCAACUUUUAAUAUAUUGUUCGCAGGGCAUUGCAAGUAUGGGAGAGAAGAGGAUAGUCACAGGUUGUUGAGGGAUUUGUCAUAUUUAGGUUUUCUUCCAGAUUGUUCACUGUAUGAUAUUACUGUUGCAGGGUUGUGUUGGGCAGGUCGGUUGGGUGAGGCCAUGGAAUUUUUAGAGGAUAUGCUUGAGAAAGGAAUACCUCUAAGUGUAAUUGCUUUUAAUUCAGUAAUCGCAGCUUAUAGCCGGGCAGGAUUAGAAGAGAAUGCCAAUAGAGCGUAUAAAGUCAUGGCUAUGUUUGGUCUAGUUCCCUCAUCUUCAACAUGCAGUUCUCUGCUUCUGGGUUUAUCCAAGAAUGGGAGACUGCAAGAAGCACGGGGGCUCUUGCAUAUGAUGAUAGAGAAGGGCUUUCCCAUCAAUAAAGUGGCCUUUACGGUGCUUUUGGAUGGGUACUUCAAGGCAGGGGAUAUUACUGGCGCACAUAGUCUGUGGCAUGAGAUGGAAGCAAGGGGAAUAUAUCCUGAUGCUGUUGCCUUCUCAGCAUUUAUUGAUGGCCUUUCCAAAGCUGGACUCCUGGAGGAGGCAUAUGAUGCAUUUUUAGAUAUGUCAAGGAAAGGAUUUGUUGCUAACAACUUUACCUAUAACUCUUUGAUCCAUGGAUUUUGCAAAUGUGGUAAGCUCCAUGAAGCAUUGAAGCUGGAGAGGGAGAUGAGGCAAAAGGGUCUUCUUCCUGAUAUUUUUACAAUCAAUAUCAUUAUUAAUGGAUUUUGUAAAGAGGGCAGAAUGAAGGCUGCCAUUGAUGUCUUCACAGACAUGCAUCGAAUUGGGCUAACCCCUGAUAUUGUCACUUAUAACACAUUGAUUGGUGGGUACUGUAAAGUGUUUGACAUGGUUGGUGCAGAUGAGUUCUUGAAUAAAAUGUAUGCCAGUGGAUGGGACCCAGAUAUCACAUCCUAUAAUAUAUACAUUCAUGGAUUUUAUAGUACUAGAAAAACAAGUCAGGCUGUGAUGAUGCUGGAUAACCUUAUUGCAGUCGGUGUUUUUCCAGACACAGUUACGUACAACACUAUGCUGAAUGUUGUUUGUACUGACAUACUGGAUCGUGCUAUGAUUUUAACCGCAAAAUUGCUUAAGAUGGCUUUUGUUCCAAAUGUUGUUACAACCAAUUUACUACUGUCUCAUUUUUGUAAGCAGGGGAUGCCUGAGAAAACCUUACUUUGGGGUCAGAAGUUAAGCGAGAUCUCCUUUACUUUUGAUAAAGUUUCAUAUAAAAUUAUGGAGAAAGCCUACAUUAAGGUACAAAACAAAGUCAAACCGUUAAGAGCAACAUCUGCAAAAAGCCUGUUUCUAGACUCGCUUAUGUAUAUUACAUAUGACUAUUUUCGUAGAAUUUCAACUAACGGAAAGACAAGUCAGGAUCCACAAACUAAUUGAAAAAGGUUUUAGUGGAUCCUGACACUUUGUUUUGCAAAGAAGUUUCUAGGACUUAGUUCUUAUGUUUUGCAAGGAUCUUUUGGACAUUUUGAGGCAAUGGAUUUUAUGCUACCGGUGGAGAUGGAAUUUGAGUGUUUUGGUUGAGAUGGUAUUGGUGGAGACUGGUCAGCGUACUUGAAUAGCACUAAAGGAAACUGAAAGAAGAGCGGGUCAAAUCCAUGAUAUACAUGUGCAAGACGCUAGUUAACAUAUGACCAUCAUCAAAUCUGCUGGAUAAACUUUUACAUUGUGAUUUUUGUUGGUUAUUGGAUGGUGUUUGUAAUAUUUUAUGGUGGGAUGACCAGCCUCAUGCAUGCUAUUUGUCAACAACAUUUACAUUUGAAAUCUCUUGUGGAACUGCAACCAUGCAUUUAUUGGUAUGGAGCCAGAAAAGAGCUGAUGGACGAUAAUGGUCUCUAGUUCAUUUCUGGGCUAGUGCCUGGUGAUAGGGAUAGGAUGGUGCACGUUAUCACUGGAUGACUCCACUUGGAAAUGGCUUGCAACUUUUUGAUGCCAUGGCUUUCUCAAGAAUAGUGGCUUCACAGGUAAGCUUUCGUAUUUCUGCAAUGAGAUAGAUUGGCAUGGUUCUAAGGUAUAGUGUAGUCCAGUAGUUAAUUGCUUUGUGGUUGCUGGUGCUCCAAUAUUUGCUGCUCCAUUGUACUCUGUAUUACGAUAAUAUUGGUAACCGGUAAAUGCCUGGAAACAGUUUCUUCGGUAAAUGACGUUAUAUGCUUGAUCAUUCUUGCUCGGUUGUUGGCUGGUGGCUUUUGAUAUAUGUAAAAUUGAAGAAGUUACAUUUACCUAUGCUUUUUGCCAAUUUAGGGAUGGUAGAUUUUAAAUUUGUGA
This is a messenger RNA of Manihot esculenta (cassava), 3728 nucleotides long. Its product is annotated as pentatricopeptide repeat-containing protein At1g63400. Gene Ontology annotation, molecular function: protein binding. The record is from RefSeq and is a predicted model, not a curated record. The transcript is spliced from 2 exons. Bases 192 to 2843 code for a protein of 883 amino acids. NCBI's taxonomy places the organism in Eukaryota, Viridiplantae, Streptophyta, Magnoliopsida, Malpighiales, Euphorbiaceae.